AUGAGGGUAUCGGAAUCUAAGACAGCUAAUAAUGUCUACACAUAUUCGAGAGCCCCCGGGCCAUCCAGUGCUGGACUCACGGCGACCGCGUACACCCAUGGAACAUCGAAAAUGCCUCCGAUGGAAGAAAACUUUGAACAAGAAACACCAAGUUCGAAUGAUACAAUUCAAGCGCGUGUCAAAGAAGUUAAGCUUCUAGCGAACGUGGACGACGAGAUGAAAUAUCGCAUUGAUCUUGAGCUGCCCGAAGGAUCAACGUACGAAACGGGCGAUGUUCUGAAGAUAAUCCCACCGAAUAUUCAACAGAUUGGUGAAGGUUUUCAGCAACGCAUGAGGAACGUACGCAAUAGCAUGGCUAUUUCUGGGGGCACCGUCCUAUUUUCAGAGGCCGAUAUGUGUCAACCUACGACGCUCGAGCAACUGGAGGGUUUGAUGCAAUGCUGCACCAACGAUUAUGACAGAGCGAUAUUUCAGGCAGCCAGAAAGAGCUUCUGCGGAGCGCCGAACCACCUGAGACCGUCCGUCUUACAACUCCUCGAAGGAUAUCCCAGUAUCAUAAUUCAAGCACAUCAACUAAGUGCCAUACUGCCGGAAAUGUCACCUCGAUCGUAUUUCAUUUCAUCAUCACCACUCAAAUCACCAUCUACAUGCUCGCUGAUAUGCUCCAUGGCCAUCCGCAAGACCCGUGGUUUGAGUAAUGAGGACGGCGACACCUCGAUUGGCAUGGCGUCACAUUAUCUUUCUCAACUAAGAGCAGGCGACUCUGUGGCCUGUAGCGUAGAAGCAUUCAAUACGUGCUUUCGACCACCCACAGAAUUGAGCACCCCGCUCAUCAUGAUAAGCGAUGGGGUCGGUAUCGCCCCUUUCGUUGGAUUUGUAAUGCAUCGAGCUGAGCAGCUACGCCGACGUCCGGCUCUGUGGGACAUCAUUGCACCAGCUUUGCUCUUCGUUGGCUGUCGCAGCUUGGAUGAUUCGUUUUGCGUAUCAGAACUUGGUAGCAGUGGGGUCGUCGAUGUGCGGUACGCACUGUCUCGUGGAGCCGGAAACGACUUCCAAGGCGACGUGCAGGAUAGGGUCUGGGCUGACCGCCAGGACGUCAUGACGCUAUGGAAUAUCGGAGCGAAGGUUUACAUUUGCGGAAGUCAGUCUACUUGUAUUGACACAGAAGAGGUUCUGAGAAAAAUGGUCAUGGAAGGUAUGGCGCGAAGGGAGACAAAGACGGAUGAAAGCUUUCAGGCAUGUUCUGAUGACUUCAAGGCGAGAUGUGUCUUUGAGACCAUAUGA
Molecule: messenger RNA, 1284 nt
Organism: Colletotrichum gloeosporioides
Lineage: Eukaryota; Fungi; Ascomycota; Sordariomycetes; Glomerellales; Glomerellaceae
Product: Bifunctional cytochrome P450
Exons: 2
Coding region: 1-1284 (427 amino acids)
Cellular component (GO): cytosol
Molecular function (GO): FMN binding; flavin adenine dinucleotide binding; NADPH-hemoprotein reductase activity
Source: RefSeq, a predicted model, not a curated record